Molecule: messenger RNA, 747 nt
Organism: Dioscorea cayenensis subsp. rotundata (Guinea yam)
Lineage: Eukaryota; Viridiplantae; Streptophyta; Magnoliopsida; Dioscoreales; Dioscoreaceae
Product: MDIS1-interacting receptor like kinase 2-like
Exons: 5
Coding region: 1-747 (248 amino acids)
Biological process (GO): protein phosphorylation
Molecular function (GO): protein kinase activity; ATP binding
Source: RefSeq, a predicted model, not a curated record
AUGGAGUUGGAUUGGAUCAAGAGAGUCAGAAUUGUACGAGACAUUGCGCAAGCUUUAUCUUACUUACAUCAUGAUUGUAAUCCACCUAUCAUUCAUCGAGACAUAACAAGCAACAAUAUUCUUUUGGAUGAAGAGUACCAGGCUUGUGUUUCAAACUUUGGUAUUUCUCGACUGUUAAAACCUAAUUCAUUACAUUGGAGUUUGCUUGCGUGCACAUAUGGGUACAUGGCACCAGAGCUUGCCUAUGCCAUGAGAGUGACUGAAAAAUGUGAUGUAUAUAGUUUCAGAAUUGUAGCACUUGAAGUGAUAUGUGGAACGCAUCCUGGGGAUCUUCUAAGCAAUUUAUCAUUGAGUAUGCUAGUGAAAGAUAUCCUCGAUCCACGUCUUCCUUUUCCCCUUCAUAUAGCUGAUCAACAAGACUUGUCCGUCAAGAAUUUAUCAAUUCAAGAAGGAGGAUAUAACGCAGAGCUUGAUUCUCAUUUGAAUUCAUUAAGAGAGAAGCUUGUUGCAGUUAGGAAAGAAUCUUUAGAGUUUCACAGAGAGAUCCAAGCUCUGGAAAAGCAGGCUUGCCUUAACAACAGUUAUGAUGCAUCCCUUGCUGAGACGUUAUUCCUAUAUGAGCAGAACUUAACGCAUAAGAUGUUUCAAGUUUGGAAGAGAAGGAUGCAAGACUUGUUGAUUGUGCAAGACCUGUAUCUCCUUGUUAAUGGAAAAGCAAAGCCAGGGAGUAUGAUUGAUGAUGAAUGA